Messenger RNA from Aspergillus candidus, 1310 nucleotides. RefSeq lists its product as uncharacterized. The coding region runs from base 602 to 1045 and encodes 147 amino acids. Lineage: Eukaryota; Fungi; Ascomycota; Eurotiomycetes; Eurotiales; Aspergillaceae. The transcript has 2 exons. The record is from RefSeq and is a predicted model, not a curated record.
GGAGCAUCCACACACCCUGCAGCGAUUUCCGCCUCCUCGAAAUCAAUACCUCCGUUGAAUACCAGGCAAUCCGCACAUACCGAUCAAAAUAUCUCCACCAGGGUAUCUCGUCAGUCUCCAGACCAAUCACCCCCGGGGAUACCGAUUUCCCUUCUUGGAGAUUGCUCCCCAAGGGCUAUUCUGUUCAAACUACCACCUCGCGUCCACUGUAGAUCGAGAAUGGCUCGCCCCCCAAUGCGGCAUGUCUCAGGAGGCUCGAAUACCAUCCUGACUUCCCAGACGCACGGUCUCGACUUCCGCCACGUUGCACCCCUUCAUCUUGGCAAUACACUAAGGAUAAGGAUCUCACCUUGUCCUUCAAGUCAGUCAUGAAUGCGGGUGGGGGAGUCACCGGUCUGACGCGGUUACUUUAUUCCUGCAAAUCUGCAUUUCCGGUCCGUGAUGACGGAUCCUUUGUACCUGGUAUCUACCCGUAUUUUUUCUUUUCUUUUCUGUUCUUAUUGUUUCUUUUCUGUCUGGGGUAGACGGUCCAUCGCAUAAUGCCACCUUCAAAUAUCUCCUUUGCAAAACGAAAAUUAUACGAAAGAAAAAAAAAAUCACAAUGCAUGUAUCCAGGGAGAUCAGAUCAUUCGGUCAUCCAAAGUCGUACAGAACAGGGCGCAGGACAGUCGACUCCCUUUGGCCCGUUUUCCCCUUACAGGUGUCGCAUUCUUCUCAUUCCAACUAUUUGUCCCUUUGCGGUUGGUUUCGCUUCCUCCAUAGUCAGUGGGCAGAAUCAGUCUGCUGUCUGUCAUUAUGGUUUAUUUUUAUCAUGCCACUACUUUCGGGGUGGAGGCGUUUAAUGCGCACUAGUAUGUAUGUAUGUUAUGCCCGCAGUGCAUGCAGUACACUAUUGCAGUCGUUGGUUUAUAACGGUAAAACGCACGUAAGAUUCGACUUGCUCCCGUUAGGGCCCCCACACUUUUUACCCAGAGAAUACGACAUCGAAAUCCUCCGUCGUCCAGUAUUCAAUGAACCCAGCGUCCAUCAAGUAUGGCCGCGCUAAUGCUGUCCCCAAGGAGCCUCGAUCCUCGACAUCCAACUGGCACAGAUAUCACGAGCCAAGGCACUCGCUGUAUGACCAACAAUGCGAGAGAGAUCCUCCGAUAGAGUGGAUAGAUACCACUACAAUGAGGCUCAAGCCCCCCGGAAUAGCAACCAUAUGUGCAGGGUGAGAUUGCCCUCAUUGGAUUCAGGUCCAGCGAUUCAUGCACGUUUUUUUUUGUCAUCGCUUCUGUGCUGCUUCCAUUUGUAUCAUGCGAUGUAGGUAG